CAUCAAUGGCGCCCAUGCAGAUGAGCGACGACGCGUGCCGCGUGUGCGGCAAGGAGGACGACGAGGAGUUCCUGGUGCUGUGCGACGGCUGCGACCGCGCCUUCCACACCAGCUGCGCGCAGGGCUGCACCUGCUGCAACACCAAGCCGCGCAACAACUUCGCGCGCAAGCCGGCGGUGCCCGAGGGCGACUGGUUCUGCAAGUUCUGCGCCGGCCGCGUGCCCAAGCUCGAGGAGGGCAAGAAGCCCGUGUCCUCGGUUUUCGCGUGGGGGGACAACGAGGAUGGGCAGCUGGCGCUUCCGGAUACCGAGGAGAAGGUGAUCUGGAAGCCGAGCAAGGUGCACGAGCUGGAUGGCAUCGGCGUGCUGGACAUUGCUUGCAGCGAGACGUGCACGUACGCGCUCUGCAAUGACGCGAACCUGUACUCAGUUGGAACGGGCGUGUACGGCCAGCUGGGACACCAGGACGUCGUCCACGAGAAGCUCGUUCACUUCCGUUUGAUGGAAUCCAUGACGGAGGACAAGCGUUCAAAGGGCGAAGGAAGGUUCUCACAGAUCCACGCAGGAGCGGGCUUCGGUCUGGUUAUCACGACCGAGGGACACGCCUACACGUGGGGCAACGGUGAGCUCGGCCAGCUAGGCCACCAAGAGAACAAGAAUAAGAAGGUGCCAAAGAAGAUUUCUGCCUUGAGGGAGCUUGAAGUGCCUGUCGAUCUGGCUGCGUGUGGCAGUGACUUCGUCCUCAUGACGACAAAGGACAACGGUGACGACGACCAGUUCAACACUCAGAACCCGGGAGUUUUCAUGGGCAUGGGGUCGAACAAUCAGGCGCAACUGGGCGAUGCCUCUAACAAGAACCAGUGGGUUCCACAGCUUCUCAACAACGACAGCCCGGACAUCACCAUCUCAGAGAACACCACCAUUGAGGAUCCUUCGGAGUUCUUGCUUGGUCGUGACAUCACCCAGCUCGCCGCUGGCAGAUCUCACUCUGUCGCUAUUGUUGCAGGGACGAAGGGAAUUUGGACGUGGGGCUUUGGCGAUCGCGGUCAAAUUGGCCACCCGAAGCCGGCACCUCCCCCGGGCCAGUCCAAGUUCUUCCGCUCGCAGUUCCGCGUUCCUCGCCCUCGCUUUGUCCAGGCAUUCAAGAACGAUGCGGUCAAGUUCGUCGCGUGCGGCGGCCAGCACACGCUUGUACUUCUUCAGGACGGACGCCUGUUUGCUAUGGGCGACAACGAGUUCGGCCAGCUCGGUGUGAAGCGCGGCGAAACGCCCGAGGAGAACUGCGUGAAUGUCCCUGUGCACGUCGCCGCCUUUGGUUCUGACAAGAGCAUCAAGCAAAUCGGCUGCGGCGACGAGUUCUCGAUGGCGCUCACGACCACGGGCGACGUGUACUCGUGGGGUCGCGGCCAGCUGGGUCAGCUGGGCCUGGGCGAGUCGAAGUCCGACCCGUUGGACACGCCCACGAAGGUACCCGACCUCCCGGCCAUCCAGAAGCUGGCAGUCGGUAUCAACCAAGUCUUCGCCAUCGAGUUCACUAACGUGACGCUCCCGCCUCCUAUCGUCCGUGCGGCCCCCAAACGCGGCCGUAAGGGUGGACCCGCCGCCAAGACCAAGAAAGCUAGAAAGUAA
Phytophthora sojae is the source of this 1628-nucleotide messenger RNA. RefSeq lists its product as hypothetical. The transcript is spliced from 11 exons. The coding region runs from base 6 to 1628 and encodes 540 amino acids. NCBI's taxonomy places the organism in Eukaryota, Oomycota, Peronosporomycetes, Peronosporales, Peronosporaceae. The record is from RefSeq and is a predicted model, not a curated record.